AUGUCGGAUACGUACGGAAGCUAUCAGACCGAGAUCUACGGCAAGGGAGCCCUGGCGGGUAUCCUGCCCAGUGUGACGACGGAUCCCCGGCUGCUGGAGGAGCAGGCGCGGAAGACGAUGGGUGUGCGGGCGUUCAACUAUGUCGCUGGCGGGGCGGGGGAGAAGGCGACGAUGGAUAGUAAUCGGCUUGCAUUUCGACAGUGGAAAUUAAUCCCGCGAAUGAUGCGCAGUAUGAACGGCCAAGAUGUGUCAGUCAACCUCUUCGGCAAAAAAUACGACCACCCACUCAUCAUGGCCCCAAUCGGGGUACAGGGAAUCUUCCACGAGGAAAAAGAAACCGGGCUCGCAAGCGUCUGUGAAGAAGUCGGCAUCCCCUACACCAUGAGCACGGCAGCCAGCAGCACCAUCGAAGAGGUUGCUGCAGCCAACGGCGAUGGCAGACGCCGGUACCAGCUCUACUGGCCGCAAGACAACGAUAUCACGCUAUCGCUCCUCAACCGGGCCAAGGCGAGCGGUUUCGAGGUCUUGGUGAUUACGCUGGAUACGUGGUCGCUCGCGUGGCGGCCGGCCGACCUGGAUAAUGCCUACGUGCCCUUUAUCAAGGGCAUUGGGUGCCAGGUCGGGUUUAGCGAUCCGGUGUUCAGGGAGAAGUUUGCGAAGGAGACUGGGUCAACGCCGGAGGGUGAUGUGAUUGGGGCGUCGCGGGCGUGGAUUGGUCAGGUUGUUGCCAGUGGACCGCAUACAUGGGAGGAUCUCGCUUUUGUGAGGAAGCAUUGGACGGGUCCGAUUGUGUUGAAGGGGAUCCAGCACGUAGAUGACGCGCGGAAGGCGUUGGAGUAUGGAUGCGAUGGCAUUGCGGUCUCGAAUCAUGGCGGUCGGCAGGUCGACGGGGCCAUUGGUUCUUUGGAUGUUCUCCCCGAGAUCGUCGACGCGGUCGGGGACAAAAUGACCGUCUUGUUCGACUCGGGCGUUCGCACUGGCGUGGAUGUCAUCAAGGCACUGUGUCUGGGUGCGCAGGCGGUGCUGGUCGGUCGCCCAGUCAUUUAUGGAUUCGGAAUUGAAGGGCGCAAUGGGGCACGCCAGGUCUUGCAGGGUCUGCUGGCGGAUUUCUGGCAGAGUAUGGGCCUGGCGGGCAUCCGGACGGUCGGCGACUGUAACCGAGAACUGAUCCGCAAGGUACAGCACGCGGGCGAUGUCAAAGCGAUGAUGUAG
Messenger RNA from Penicillium argentinense, 1212 nucleotides. Its product is annotated as lactate 2-monooxygenase. Gene Ontology annotation, molecular function: FMN binding; oxidoreductase activity. Bases 1 to 1212 code for a protein of 403 amino acids. The record is from RefSeq and is a predicted model, not a curated record. The transcript has 4 exons. Lineage: Eukaryota; Fungi; Ascomycota; Eurotiomycetes; Eurotiales; Aspergillaceae.